Molecule: messenger RNA, 900 nt
Organism: Medioppia subpectinata
Lineage: Eukaryota; Metazoa; Arthropoda; Arachnida; Sarcoptiformes; Oppiidae
Source: the annotation of a GenBank genome assembly
AUGACUGUCGACGCCGUCUCCUUUCUUAAAGACUUCAUCGCCGGCGGUGUGUCUGCGGCCGUAUCCAAGACAGCGAUGGCGCCCAUCGAGAGAGUGAAACUACUUCUUCAGGUCCAGCACUCGUCCAAACAGAUCGCAGAGAGCCAGAGAUACAAAGGUAUUAUGGACGCGUUUGUCCGCAUUCCCAAAGAGCAGGGAAUCGGCGCCUUUUGGAGAGGAAAUCUUGCGAAUGUGAUCCGAUAUUUCCCGACACAAGCGCUCAACUUUGCCUUCAAAGACAAAUACAAAGCCAUCUUUUUGGGCGGAGUCGACAAAAAGACACAAUUUUGGCGCUAUUUUGCGGGAAACUUGGCCUCUGGUGGGGCCGCCGGCGCCACAUCGCUGUGCUUUGUCUACCCGUUGGACUUCGCGCGGACCCGUUUGGCCGCCGACAUCGGCAAGUCUGGCGCCGAUCGACAAUUCAACGGUUUGGUCGACUGUUUGGCUAAAGUGUACAAAAGCGAUGGCUAUAUGGGUCUCUAUCGAGGCUUCUCUGUCUCCGUUCAGGGGAUCAUCAUCUAUAGGGCCGCGUACUUCGGAAUGUUCGACACGUGCAAAGGUAUGCUUCCGGACCCGAAGAACAGCCCGUGGUAUAUAUCGUUCGCGAUCGCAGAAGUGGUGACCAUAGUGUCGGGUAUAGUCUCGUAUCCAUUCGAUACAGUGAGACGUCGAAUGAUGAUGCAGUCGGGGCUUCCCGUCAGUGAACGCAUGUAUAAGAAUACCAUUCAUUGUUGGGGUAAAAUCGCGACAACAGAGGGCCCGAAGUCCUUCUUUCGGGGCGCGCUCUCCAACGUCUUCCGCAGCACAGGAGGCGCUCUCGUCCUCGUCUUCUACGACGCCCUCAAGGAUUUGAUGGGUUAA